UACAUACGCGCCGCCGCCCCCCGCCACGUCGACUAUCUCGCCACACAUCGCGUCCUGGAGAGGACAUGUCGCUGCGCCACUUUCUCGGCCUCGAGCCGGAUGACCCGGAGCCCGGGGCCCGGCCCGCGGUGACGGUUGUUUCGUCUGCCAACUUCUUCUCCGAUUCCGACCAGGCGCUCACGGACGAGGAAGAGGCCGGCGACGAGGCCCACCACAGUGGCGGCCCUCAGGGCGAUGACCCCGCCACCACCGAGGCCGAUGCGCAAGCACUCGCACACACGCGCGCCCUGCUGGCACAGCUGUUUGCCGGGCAGGUCGUGGGGCCCGGCGGCCCGGGCCGCGAGUCGGCCUUCGUGGCCGGCCUCGCGCUGGCGGCCCUCCUCCCCCGGGGGUUCCUCUCCUCGCCGGCGCCAUCCGGCCAGGCCGCCAAGCCAUCGGGACUGCUGGAUUACCCCGGCCAGGGUGGGGCUCCUGCGCAGGGCUUCUGGACGGUGGCCCGGCUGAAUGCCGAGGUGGGUGGGAUCGCCAGGCGCCGUGCCGGCCAGUCCGACGCCGCCACUCGGAUCCGCUUCGGCGAGGGGGCUCUCUCGGAGGCGGCUCUCCGCUUCCCGGACGGCCCGGUGCCCCGGCCCGGUGUCACCCUCUCGCCGGACUCCCACCACCAUUCGGGGGAGACCUUUCGCAAUCGCAUGCUGGCCAAUGUGCUGCUGUUCCUGAAACGCCAUCUGGCCACCUGCCCAGCCGACCAGGCCGUCUGGCUGUGUGAUGUGCUGGCCUGCGCUCUCCGCGGCGCGGUCACGGCCGAACUGUGGGCCGACGCCCUGGCCGCGGUAGAUGCCUGGGGCCGGCCGACCGUCGGCCCCGAUCCCAGCCCUGGGCCGUCCACCGGCCCCGAGGCCGAGGAGGCCGCCUGGCAGUUGGCUCUCGAUGAGCGGCUCCUCCGCGAGGGGGACGCCCUGGCCCUGCUGCUGGACAUGAUGCAGGCGGUGCUGGAGCGGGUGCGCUCUGGUCCGGCCGAUCCGGCGUACUGGACGCCGGUGCUCGUGCGGCUGAUGGCCGCCUGCGCGCCCUUCCUCGCCCGGCCACUGGGCCUGGCUGAGGGCCUCAUCCCGCCGUCCGUCCUGGCGAUUGGGGACUUCCCCUGGGCCGGGCGCGUGCCCGGGUGGAAGCGCACGGCCCUGGCCGAGGCCCUGGCCGGCGCGGCACAUGGCCUUCCCCCCGUCGACAUGGCUGCCGAGGGGGGCCCCGGCCAGUCGGCCACCCUGGAGGCCGUGGCCGCGGUGGGUCUCCUGCGAGGGGCAUGCAUGCGGGCCGCGACGCUGGCCCGCUCCCUGGCCGGGCCCCAGAGGUCGGAUCUGGUUCAGCUGGACCCGCUGCUGGUGGCCGGGAUUCUGUGGGCCACGCACACGGUCCGACGGGGGGAAGCGGCCGGCAGCGGGGAGCUCCCCCCCGGCACCGGGGUCAUUGGGCCCGGGGCUGCGCAUGCCCUGGCCAUUGACACUGGCCGGCUGGCGCUCCUGCUGCUGGAGGACCACACCCCGAUGGUCCAGCUGACCGGGGCCGCCGUGUUGCUGGGGCUCUUCGGCCCGCGGGAGUACUUCCACCCGGCCGCCCCGGAUGCCGGGCUCAGCCACCGGCUGUAUGACCGGCUUGAGCCUGUGUGGCAUGGGGUCCGGCUGGAGCGCGCCGGGCGCCUGGCGGCUUUGGAGGAUUCCGGGCUCGGGGCCCUGCUCCAGGCGCGCCUUUGCCAGGCGCUGACGAACUUCUCCGAUGCCGGGGGCGUCGGGCCCGGGGGGCUGGCCGAGCGGCUGGUUCUCCUGGCGGCCAUUCGGUCUGUGGGGGCCGGGAAUCUGCCCGUCCGGUCGGUUGGCGUGAGCCUGGCCCCCGGGGCCGAUGAGGCCGGCAUCGGGGACCUGGCGCCCGAGGAGCUGGCCAUGCGUCUCGACCCGGCUGCCCUGGCGGCGGCCGUCCACCAUGCCAGCUCGCCGCCGGUGGUGGCCGCGGUCGAGCCGGUCCUGCUGGCCUUCAGCACCCUCCUUCGGCAGGCGGCCCACGAGCCGCGCCUUCCCCGGCGCCUGGUGUACAUUCAGAUUAUCUCCCGGUUUAUGACGGUGGUCGGGCCGUUCAAGUGCAUGACCGACAUCGAGCUCCUGGUCACCAUCAUGUCGGAGUACUUCCCGACCAUGAGCGUGCGGUCAGGCGAGGAGGAUGGCCUGUAUGUCGGUGCAUCGGCUGCCACCGGGCAUGGCGCGCUCGGCCGCGCGGUGCUCGAGGAGUUUGUCCCGCAGUUCCUGCGGUCGUGCUGGCCGCGUCUUGGUGGGGUGCCAAUCCGGCAGCCAGUCCUGACGGACGCCGCGGUGGCCGCCUCGCCCGUUGGCCAAGUGUACACGGCGCUCGGCGGGGGAGGGCCUCUCAUGCGUCCCCUCCGGUCGAAGGGGUCCGAGCGUCUGACCGCCGCACUGAUUGAGUACUAUUGCCGGGCCUUCCUUUGCGAAUUCGACGACUCCCCCGAGUGGCGCCGGCAGGUGGCCAUCUCCUACCAGCGGGACGUGCGGCCACUCCUACAUCCGGACAUCGUGCAGGCGCAUGAGCGGGAAAUCGUCCGCCUUGAGUCGGAUCUUGCUCUGCUGUUUUACGGACUCGACGAGUAGCACCCAGCCAUGCCCCAUGCUCCCAGCCCUGCCUCUCUCUCUCUCUCUCU
Fonticula alba is the source of this 2701-nucleotide messenger RNA. RefSeq lists its product as hypothetical. The record is from RefSeq and is a predicted model, not a curated record. The coding region runs from base 66 to 2651 and encodes 861 amino acids. The transcript is spliced from 6 exons. NCBI's taxonomy places the organism in Eukaryota, Rotosphaerida, Fonticulaceae.